Molecule: messenger RNA, 1894 nt
Organism: Populus trichocarpa (black cottonwood)
Lineage: Eukaryota; Viridiplantae; Streptophyta; Magnoliopsida; Malpighiales; Salicaceae
Exons: 1
Coding region: 174-1718 (514 amino acids)
Cellular component (GO): catalytic step 2 spliceosome
Source: RefSeq, a predicted model, not a curated record
AAGGGACACAAAUCCUAAUCACGUCACUCGCACACGGUUUUCGCGCAUCCAUUCUCCGUCUCCGAUCUUCAAAAGCUUAAAGAACCCUAACCCUAACCUUCAAAAUUUCCCAAUUUCCAUCACUCAAAUCAAUUGCUUGUGGAAAGACUAACCCUAAUUUAUUCUAAACCAUCAUGCUACUCUCUCCAGGACACUCACCACGCCACCUUUCAUCUCCGUCACCAUAUUCAAAUUCCGAAAAUACCCUCCAGAUCUCCAGCAAUUCCUCCUCGAUCAACAACACCCCGAUAAACCCUAGUAAACACCCCACAGUUCUUGACGAGGACACCUAUGUGGCCACCAUCGAGAAAAUCAUCGAGCGCGACUUCUUCCCUGAUAUCUCGAAGCUACGUGACCGUCUUGAUUGGCUCGAAGCUAUGAAAUCGGGCGAUCCGAUCCAAAUUCGAGAUGCCCAGUUGAAGAUUAUGGAGCGCCGUGGCAAAAAGGUAAACAAUCCCAGCUCCGACGGCAGCUUUCGGAGUAGAAAUCGAACCCAAACCCCAGGUUCUACUUUUAUGCGUAGUCUUACUCCAUUUGAUGAAUUUGAUAGCAGGAUUCAAACACCUGGCGUUGUUAUGGAUAGGGGAUUAUCUAGUAAUGCAGAGUCUAAUGAGAAUGAAGUUGCUGUUGAUAAGAAUUUGAGUUUAGACGAAUUUUUUAGGAGAUAUACGAGUGAGGAUAACGAUAGCUUUUCAAAGAUAUUAGAGAAAGUGAAUAGGAAAAGGAAGGAGAGAUAUGAGCAUUUGUUAGAAGGUGAAAAGGAGGAUGUUAAAUUCAUUGGGGAUGCGAAGAGGGAUAGGAUUACAGAUGGUUUUGGAACUUCUGAUCAGCCACCGAGCACAUUGGAAGGAUGGAAGUACACAGCGAAGAAUUUGCUGAUGUAUCAUCCGGCUGAUAGGGGUGAGGCUCCAUUGACUGAGGAGGAACAGGCUGUUAGAUUGAAGGGUUUGACUAAAGAAAUCAAUAGGUCCAGCACACGUUUUCAUGGUAAGAUGUUGGAUACUAGGCCAAGAGAUGAUGGUGUUGUUGAGGUGCUUUAUACUCCUGUAGCUGGGGCUACUCCACUUCCUAUGUAUGAUAGGGACGGGGAUAAGGCAAAGAAGUAUGAUUUGGAGGAUUUGAGGAGGACACCAGAUAGGUUUUAUGUGGAAUCAGGGAAGAAGGCAGAUGAUGGGUAUAGUUUUGUUAGGACACCAUCACCGGCUCCUGGAGUUGAUGAGUCGCCAUUUAUUACUUGGGGUGAGAUUGAAGGGACACCAAUGAGGUUGGAACCUGAGGAUACCCCGAUUGAUAUUGGUGGUAGUGGCAAUGGGCCGCAUUUUAAAAUCCCUAAUCCACCUGCACGGGAUGUGAAGGCCCAUUCAUUGUCGAGGGAGGCUUCGCGAAGGUUGAGGGAGAAGUCAAAGAUGUUUCAAAAGCCACCGCUGCCCUCUCCAAGUAGAGGGGGGAGCGCUAGUCCAAGUGUGCGGACGCUCUCUCCUGCUGCACAGAAGUUUGUGAGGAAUGCAAUUUCCAGGUCUUCAUCCUCUGUAGAUGAAACCCUCCGUGCCAGUUAUAGAGGGGCAAGUCCAGGAGUUGGUACUCCUAAGAGUGGAAGGAGUAUCUCGAGGUUUGGAAGAGAUGGGAGCAUAAGUUCCAGGUCACCUUCUGUAAGGGAGAAUUCUAAUCCUCCUUGGUAAACUGUAAUCUUUUCAAUAGUGUUAUAUUCUGCCAAGCAUUUGUUUAAUGGCAGCAUUUAUUAGCUAUAAAUGAUGCCUUUUGUUUUUAAGGAACCAUGUACCAUCGCCUUUGUUUUCUUUUUUCCUCUGUUUCUAUAUAACUUGUGGGUUUAAUGAAAAGAAGAAAUUAUGAAGGA